Messenger RNA from Serpula lacrymans var. lacrymans S7.9, 440 nucleotides. RefSeq lists its product as uncharacterized. The transcript is spliced from 2 exons. The annotation marks the transcript as partial. The record is from RefSeq and is a predicted model, not a curated record. NCBI's taxonomy places the organism in Eukaryota, Fungi, Basidiomycota, Agaricomycetes, Boletales, Serpulaceae.
ACCUUGGUUUGUUUCGAACAUUGUCAUCAUCAUAAACGCGUCUUUCUUUUCAAAAAGUACAGUGGCUUGCGAUACGAUCUCUUUGUCAGUAUAGUUAUAUGAGGUUGCUAUGUGCCAAAGUCAAGUAACACGUCCUGCUUCUCCCGUGAAAGGCGUUUUGGAUAAUAGCAGCGCCAGUAACGUCGACAACAAAGGUGAAUCUGUGAAGAACUCGAAAUAUAAAUCCUCCAAGCUCUCUGAUGUGAAAGCUCGGAAAAGAAAGAGAAAGGGCGAUAGUACUAGUAUAUUGGGUGGAAAUGUUCUAUUACACAUUACAUGGAUAGAUUUGUUGGGCAUGACAGAGUAUGAAUCAUUGGAGCAAAGGCUGCACGACGAAAUCGUUGCAUUUACGAAAUAUGUCCAACCUAUCCCAGGUAUAUGAGCUUGUAUGCAAAAUACUU